CUCAAUCUCUCUUCCACCUCGAGCUUCUCAGCGUUCGACCUAGCGCAACACCUGCUUGCUAUUACUUCAGUUCCUCUUUAUCUACUCUAUUACCUACAUACUUUCACAGCCCUCAGAGCCAUGUCUGUCUCUAUUGAAACCACUUCGACUCCCGUCGUGCCUCUCAAGCAGGAGGCACCCGCAGUUGCUACCACCAAUAGACUGCCCGAGUUCAGUCUGGCCGGAAAGGUCGUUUGCGUUUCCGGUGGUGCUCGUGGCCUUGGAUUGACCCAGGCAGAGGCUCUGCUUGAAGCCGGUGCCCGCGUCUACGCUCUUGACCGUCUCGAGGAGCCUUCUCCCGAUUUCUACACUAUUCAGAAGCGUGCCAGAGAGGAACUCGGCACUGAGCUCCAGUACCGCCGCAUCGAUGUUCGUGACACAGAGCUCUUGCACAGCACUAUCGAAGCAAUCGCCAACGCCGAGGGUCGCAUGGAUGGCUUGGUGGCUGCUGCUGGAAUUCAGCAGGAGACCCCUGCCCUGGAGUACACAGCCCAAGACGCCAACAGGAUGUUCGAAGUCAAUAUCACCGGUGUCAUGAUGACCGCGCAAGCGGUUGCUAAACAGAUGAUUCGCUUUGGAAACGGAGGAAGCAUUGCACUGAUUGCCAGUAUGAGCGGCACUAUUGCCAAUCGCGGUCUCAUCUGCUCUGCCUACAACGCUAGCAAAGCGGCCGUCAUCCAACUCGCCCGCAACCUUGCCUCCGAGUGGGGCCAGUACAACAUCCGUGUCAACACUAUCUCUCCCGGUUAUAUCGUCACCGCUAUGGUUGAGCAGCUCUUCGUCCAGUACCCCGAGCGCCGCGACGAGUGGCCCAAGCACAACAUGCUUGGACGUCUGUCCUCUCCGCAGGAGUACCGCGGAGCAGCUGUCUUCCUUCUCAGCGAUGCUAGCAGUUUCAUGACCGGAAGCGACCUGCGCAUCGAUGGAGGCCACGCCGCGUGGUAGUUGGCCCGGGCGGCCACUUCAUCGCAUCGUUCCCGUUCAUUUUCGUUUCGGUCUCUUGAGCUUACGACUAAUUGCACGCCCCGGGGUAAUCAUUGCAUGGCGUUUAUGGAAGCAAUAGCGGAUCUUUUCCUUUUUUUCCCACCUACUUAAUCAUCUGACUAGCAAAAGAGUUAGCGAUCAUGGUGUUGACGGCUUGUGAUGGGCUGCAUAGAGCGUCCGUUUCGUUUCAGGAUCAUGUAAUUACGUGCACUUUCCAGCACAAUUAACGAGGUUCCACGUCUUUCGA
Messenger RNA from Aspergillus nidulans FGSC A4, 1270 nucleotides. RefSeq names its product putative short chain dehydrogenase. NCBI's taxonomy places the organism in Eukaryota, Fungi, Ascomycota, Eurotiomycetes, Eurotiales, Aspergillaceae. Bases 121 to 984 code for a protein of 287 amino acids. Gene Ontology annotation, molecular function: oxidoreductase activity, acting on the CH-OH group of donors, NAD or NADP as acceptor. The transcript is spliced from 3 exons. The record is from RefSeq and is a predicted model, not a curated record.